AUGGCUCACUGGGAAGUUCCAGAAUUUGUUCCCCUUCCCAAACCCGAUUUACCUCCAAAACCACAGAUAAAAAAAGUAGAAGUCGACUCUGAUGAAGAACUGGCUAAUCUUACCAAAAAACAAUUAAAAUUACAUGUAGCUAAAACCAUUAAAAAAGCU
This is a messenger RNA of Ambispora gerdemannii, 159 nucleotides long. The record is from the annotation of a GenBank genome assembly. Lineage: Eukaryota; Fungi; Glomeromycota; Glomeromycetes; Archaeosporales; Ambisporaceae.